AUGGUGUCCUGCUCUGAUGAUGUCCAUCACAUGACGGACUAUAUCUCAGCAAGGAUUCAUCGGAGUCACAGAGCGGUGUGCACAAAUCUGCAACCACAAGGCCAAGGCAACCCCCCUACAGCCUACGGUGGAACCAAUUUGCGAAUCCCUUCCACUCGCCUCUUCAAACGAAAUGAAUGUUACUCCCGCAUGAAUAUAUUAAGUGAUUCUUCUGAACAUAGUUUUUCUACAUAUCUUUUAUUGAUAGUUUCCUUGGAGCGAGUGACCUUCACAUAUAUGGUGGUUGAAGUCGCCGGUCUAACUGAACAUCUUUUAUCAGAAUGUGAGGCUAGUCGCUCAAGAGGUGGUUAUGCACGUUGCCCGCGCUGCAGUGAAGCCUUCCUGCAGACUGAAUUGGCUGCGCAUUUAGUCACUCAACCUAGCUGCCAGAUUACUACCAAUCCCAUUCUUCGAUGUCCACUUUGUCACACGGAUAUCAAUGCUCCAGGCCCGAAAGCCAAUUUAGCCGAUAGGUCGGUAUCCAAAAGGGGGUCUCCAAUGGUAAAUCAAUCAUCAUCAGCGUCUGGUAACGCUGAAUCUGGUACGGGCAUUAGCAUAAAAUUGGCAAACACUGAAGAUUCUAUCCCUGAGCAGAAUGAAGAAGUAAUCCCGUCUAAUGGGUCUGGAACUACCGGGGGUCCUAUUGAAGAAGCCUGGAAAGCGCAUUUAAUGGGACAAGGUUCCAAUGCGUGUGCCAACAACCCACGCCGACUUCCGCAACAUAGCCAGCAGUUGCAUCAGCAACAAAAUAUCGUCCUGCCACAGCAACCCACCAGUCACCAAAUCGGGGACAAGACUGCUGCAUUUUAUUCUGGGGUCAGAAAACCUUCUUUGAAUAUGAAGACUGGAGCUCCUGUGCCGACUGCCGGUAGAAAAUGUCUUUUAAAUUUCGAAUAUACCUCGCGUUUUUUAAGACUAGUAUAUUUCCUAUAUCAAGCUUUUUAUACUUAUGCAGUUGCAAUUUCCUUAAUGGUUGCUUAG
Messenger RNA from Protopolystoma xenopodis, 1020 nucleotides. The record is from the annotation of a GenBank genome assembly. NCBI's taxonomy places the organism in Eukaryota, Metazoa, Platyhelminthes, Monogenea, Polystomatidea, Polystomatidae.